Messenger RNA from Wyeomyia smithii (pitcher-plant mosquito), 1939 nucleotides. RefSeq names its product WD repeat-containing protein 46. The record is from RefSeq and is a predicted model, not a curated record. Bases 120 to 1892 code for a protein of 590 amino acids. Gene Ontology annotation, biological process: maturation of SSU-rRNA from tricistronic rRNA transcript (SSU-rRNA, 5.8S rRNA, LSU-rRNA). NCBI's taxonomy places the organism in Eukaryota, Metazoa, Arthropoda, Insecta, Diptera, Culicidae. The transcript is spliced from 2 exons. Gene Ontology annotation, cellular component: 90S preribosome; small-subunit processome; nucleolus. Gene Ontology annotation, molecular function: protein binding.
ACACAAUCAACAAAUGUCAAAACUUCAAAACAAGCAACAUGCGGUGCGGCAUCAGCAUGAUCGUGCAGUUAAAUUAAAAGUUGUGAUACAAAUUUUGGUUUAUAAUAUAGAAUUCCGAAAUGGGUAAGAAACAAAAACGUUACUUCGAUUCCGCUGCUGCGACAGAUGGUAAUGACGCGAGUGGUGAGCCAAAAAUUGCAAUUAAAAAAGAGAAAGAUAAAUCUAAAUCAAAGGAGAAGCCCCUCCACGGCUUAAUUAAAAUAAUACAAGUCAAUGAUAGGAGAGAGCGUGCAUUUGGUAGGAACCGCAAGGGAGGUAUAGGUAAAAAGGAUGCUGAAGUUCCUGUUGACCCCGAAGCGCUCAAAAGACAUGCCCGAGGAGACGGACUAAGCCUUAAAGGUGUUAAAAGUAAAUUUCAAAAGAUUAAUCAGCAACGCAGAGAAAUUAAUAUAGAGUUUGCUGCGGAGCAGGCAGCUCGAGCUGAAAUUUUGCUUAACGAGGAUGAAGGUUACCUGGAAGUAGACGAUGAUGAAGUCACCACCGAGAUUAGCCAAGCGGAAAUCGUUAAAAACGUUGACAUCACUACAGCCGCCAAGCACUUUAAUUUGCAGCUGGAGUUUGGUCCUUAUCGUAUGCGGUACACUAAAAAUGGAACAUAUCUGCUGCUGGGUGGAAAAAAAGGACACGUAGCGGCAUUCAACUGGGUUCGUAAAUCACUACUCUGCGAGAUGAAUGUGAUGGAAUCGGUUCAUGAUGUCACCUGGUUGAUGAAUCAAACAAUGUUUGCCGUGGCGCAGAAAAACUGGGUCCAUGUGUACGAUAGUAAAGGAACUGAAAUACACUGCAUAAAAGGAAUGAAUCGUGUGACUCGAUUAGAAUAUCUUCCACAUCAUUUUCUGCUGAAUUCAGCUAACGAAGAAGGUUAUUUAUCCUGGAUGGAUAUAUCCAUAGGAAAAACGGUAGCAUGCUACAACUGUCGAAUGGGUAACAUCAGUAUGAUGUGUCAAAACCCGUGGAAUGCUGUGACAUGUGUCGGAAACUCCAAAGGUGUCGUUUCCAUGUGGGCUCCUUCGCAGAAUCAGCCCUUAGCCAAAAUGCUAUGUCAUUCGAUGCCCCUUACGGCCGUUACUGUAGAUCCCAGCGGAAUAACUAUGGCAACGGCAGGCUUGGAUCGAACAAUCAGAUUAUGGGAUAUACGCCAACUUGACGGCCCUACAACGACCUACAAACUACAAACCGCCGCCUCCGGUAUUGAUAUGUCGCAGAAACGGUUAAUGGCAAUUUCAAUGGGAAACAUUUGUGAGAUUUUCAACAAACCAAACCUGGUUCAACAAAAUCUUCGGCCAUAUUUAAGGCAGCGUUUGCCCGCGACUAUCAGUAAUUUUCGCUUUUGCCCAUACGAAGAUAUAUUGGGAAUUGCUACAGGCACUGGUUUUACGUCGAUCAUCGUUCCGGGAGCUGGAGAACCAAACUUUGAUACCCUGGAAGCUAAUCCGUUCCAAACGCUCUCACAAAGACGUGAAGACGAAGUACACAGUCUACUGGAAAAGAUUCCGUCGGAGUUCAUUUCCCUUAAUCCUUCUCAAAUCGGAGAGGUGGAUAUACCUACAAUGAAGGAUCGAGUGGAAGCAAAGACCAAGCUGCUAACCAUGAAACCUCCGAAAAUUGAUUUUGAACCUCGGAUGAAAAAUCGUAUGUCGAAAGCGAAACGCUUCCGGAACAAACAAAUCGUGAAAGAGUCCAAACGGAAGGAGGCCAUACAGGAAAUUGUGGAGGCUAAAAAGGCUUUAAAACACGAGAGUGACCCGGUUGAGACGCCAGACUUUAUUCCUCUGGAAUCGAAAAAUGUGUUGGAUCGGUUUCAAGUUAAGAAAAAAUUGAAGAAAAAAUAGCAUUGUAAUGAAUAAAGUUGUUAAUAUGCGAAAAUGGUUUUAAGAUU